Molecule: messenger RNA, 2367 nt
Organism: Capronia coronata CBS 617.96
Lineage: Eukaryota; Fungi; Ascomycota; Eurotiomycetes; Chaetothyriales; Herpotrichiellaceae
Exons: 3
Coding region: 1-2367 (788 amino acids)
Cellular component (GO): nucleus
Molecular function (GO): zinc ion binding; DNA-binding transcription factor activity, RNA polymerase II-specific
Source: RefSeq, a predicted model, not a curated record
AUGGCGGGCAAUGUGAACGGACGCGAUCCGUCUGGUGAUGAUCCGAAGCCUAACUUUCCAGUUCCUGGCGCGCCUGAGUUUACUCAAAUUACCUACCCUUUCCCUAUUGACUCGGAGUUGACCAUGCCCUCCAACUAUCCUAUGCCACAAUAUCAGCGCCAGCUUGAAGAUGUCGCACAACCUGUCGACACUGCUGGUCACGGUUCAUUGAACAAUACUCCUCUAAAUCCCGCCGGCGCAAGUCCUACCGCAGCAAAUACUGAUCCCGCAAUAACAAUGUCGCAACCCGCAGACCACGCCCCUCCUUCAUUCGCGCCCGGUGCUCUACCUGUUAAUGUCGACAACUCUUCCGAACGCGCACAGGCUCCACAGACCGGCGACAAGAGAAAGAGAUCAAAGACUUCACGGGCUUGUGAUGAAUGUCGGAGAAAGAAGGUGCGAUGUGACGCUCCAACUGAGGCCGACGGGACUCCCAAGACUUGCUCCAACUGUCAGAAGGCAGGUGCACUAUGCGAAUUCGAACGGAAGCCGAUGAAGCGUGGACCAUCCAGAGGAUACAUCCGUGAACUUUCAGAGCGUGUCGAACAAGUUGAGCUUGUACAAAAGCAGGCACUGCGCCAAUCCAUGGAUGCUGGUGUCGCGUUUGCGCCUUAUGCCGAGACAAUGUUGCCAAAAUCUGCCGGCUCUGCUACCAAGCGCACCUUCUCAUUCAACGAACCUCGUCCAUUUGCACAAUCGGACUUCCAGCGUGAUAGAAUUCCAAGCUCUGGUGCCUGGGGUCUUCAUUCGUCUUCCUCUGCUGCCGCUCCUGCGAACCGCCCUCGAGAUCGUGGAAGUCUUGCUAUCGCACCCGAUCAAGCCAAUCCUGCUUCAGGACCAUUAGAGUCAGAACCAACACAGGCUUUUGAGACCGUGGAUCCAAACUGGCCAGCACCUGAAACCUCUCCUCCACCCAAACGUCGGCAACUUGAGCCUUCUGCAAACCUGCAACCGUUCAAGAUGGAGACGACCUUCUUGAACAGAUACUACAAACAAGUCGAGCCUCUCUUCCCGCUCCUUCCUGAUGCCGCCACCGUCGUCAAGGUCAUCGCGCAAGCACCAGAGUUCUCCCAUGCCUUCGCCGUCGCCGUCGAGUUGUUCCCUUACGCCAACGAUGAUGUUACUGUCAAUGGCGAUCACGACAACGGUCCUUCAAACGCAAGCCCCGAAAUGAAUGGAGACCGCACCAAGCGUGCCCUCUCACCUGACUUGUUUCAGAACUACACCGGUUUGGCAGCCUACAUGGCGGAACAGAUGAAAGAAGAUCCACAGAGUCGUACCGAGGAUGAAAACCUGGCCUGUCUCUGGACAUUCUUGCUGCUUGCACUGGAGAGCGACAACGACAUCAGAACCAUCGAGAAAGUGCCUAUGUCGAAAUCAGAACUACUUCAGUACAGCCUGGUCACCCUCGCUCAUCUGCGAUCGGGCGGCUCAUUUUCAUCUGAGGACGACACCAUCAAGGAUCGUGCCCAAUUCGACCGAAUCGUCAAACAGGCUUACAACUGCGCAUUCGUCCUCGCGAAAUACCAUUCUCUCAGCAUCGGCAUAGGAGGCCUCGAUCUGGCUGCUAUGGGCGACCAGCUUCUGAUCGGCCAAGUCGCAGCCACCGAAUGUGUGACCCCCGAAGCGGCCUUCAUCGCAGAAUCCACCACCGCGGUUGGCUAUGCCUACGGUGCUCUCUUCGGCACCGAGGGACAGGGCAAGGAAAUGGCCAUUUUCUUCAUCAAGACCCUCAUUAGGCCCACCCUGGCAAACACCGUUGAACGAUUCUCACAACUUGGCGAAGAGAACCCGAUCGUGCAGCAAGUCAUGAACUUCGUCGAUUCUCUGACCGUCCGUGUCCACCGCCGCAUGCUGGAUGUUGACAUCAUGAAGACCUGCGCAGGGAUGAGUGCAGCGCUUGCCUCCGAGGCCGCAGCGUCUCCCGAGAACAAGCAUCGCUUCAACCCUCUCGACGUCCAUGUGUCGGCACUCCUCGUCAUCACUCUCUGCGACUUUGUCAACAACUGCAAUUCGAUUGGCUUGACCGACAUUGCCCACAUCUACCUGAAUCGGGCCCAAGAGCUGCUGCAGAAGAAGUCGGAGGCGUUCCACAAAGGCUACGGGUUCGAAUGGUUCUAUGCUCCCUAUGCGCCCGAGAACAAGGAGGUUGCAGACCAAUACCGCAUGAGUCACUGGACAGACUGCUUGCUGAGAAUGAUCGACUGGAUUCAGACCAAGCCAGCGACCAUCGAAAAGACUCACAACAUGAACCUCCUUGUCCUUCCCGACUUCCAGAAGACGGCGAAGACCGGCUGGCUCAACAUCCUGUCUCGCUUCUCCGGAUGA